Molecule: messenger RNA, 522 nt
Organism: Helianthus annuus (common sunflower)
Lineage: Eukaryota; Viridiplantae; Streptophyta; Magnoliopsida; Asterales; Asteraceae
Exons: 1
Coding region: 1-522 (173 amino acids)
Source: RefSeq, a predicted model, not a curated record
AUGUCGUUAAUGGAACCGGUCCGGACACACGUUUUACAGUUUCUGGGGGUUGAGUAUAGACAUGGGUAUUAUCUUGCUGACGGGAUAUAUCCGUCUUGCUCUACAAUUGUAAAGACUAUUCCAUAUCCCGAGGACGAAAAAAGGAAAAAAUUCGCCAAGCGUCAAGAAGCUGCAAGAAAAGACAUCGAACGUGCUUUUGGUGUCUUACAAAAAAAAUGGGUCGUCUUUGCACAACCGGCACGUGCGUUCACACCGAAAAGGUUGCGCCUUUGUAUGUACGCUUGCAUUUUGCUCCAUAACAAGAUUAUUGAAGACGAAGGUCGGGCGAUUUGUGAGUAUGAUGAGAAUGCAUCUUACGGGAACACUGUCCCGGUUGAUCCGCCGCAACAGGAUUUAAACUCGUUCUCACUAACCAACGACUUCACGCAUGCAAACCUUCAACAGGAUUUGGUAGAACAUAUUUGGAACAAUGUUAACAUCGGGGACGGUGACGGAGACGAAGACGAAGACGAAGACGAGUAG